AUGAAAGCCUAUUGGUUUGAUAACCUGCCUGGCGACCAGCGGCUUCCCCAUGAUUCUGGGAACGCAGUCGACGAGGAGGGGCUACAGAAACUCGGCGUCUACUAUCACAAUAUAUCAGACAUUGAAGGGGUGAACCAGCUAGCCGCAAAGAAAGGCUACAAGAACCGCGACGAGAUCAUUGUUUCUCCAGAGAAGAUGGGUGAUGUGUAUGAGGAUAAAGUGAAGAGUUUUUUCAACGAACAUCUUCAUGAGGACGAGGAGAUAAGGUAUGUCCGUGAUGGGCAAGGAUUCUUUGAUGUCCGCAGUCGCGACGAUGAAUGGGUGCGCAUCCGCGUGGAGAAGGAUGACUUGAUUAUCCUACCGCCUGGUAUAUACCAUCGGUUCACCACAGAUGAAACGAAUUACAUAAAAGCAAUGAGGCUCUUCAAAGACGAACCAAAGUGGACUCCACUGAACCGGUCAUCUGACCUGGACGCGAACCCUCAUCGUCAGCAAUAUAGUAGGGAAUACCUGGCAAGCCCGACAGCUUGA
Molecule: messenger RNA, 531 nt
Organism: Verticillium nonalfalfae
Lineage: Eukaryota; Fungi; Ascomycota; Sordariomycetes; Glomerellales; Plectosphaerellaceae
Gene: ADI1
Product: 1,2-dihydroxy-3-keto-5-methylthiopentene dioxygenase
Exons: 4
Coding region: 1-531 (176 amino acids)
Molecular function (GO): acireductone dioxygenase [iron(II)-requiring] activity
Source: RefSeq, a predicted model, not a curated record